CGUACACAUUAAUAACAAAAAAACACGAUGUGUUUUGUUUCAGAUGAUGACGGUGAUGUGAUGCAGCACACUGCGACGAUCACGUUCCCGAUUGAUGAGACGAUGGUGCGCGGCAGCGGCGGACGCGUGACUGUCAUCAAAUCGGUGGCGCGAAUCUAUGCGGACGCCCCCCAUAUACGGAUCCACGUGUACGGCCGCCUGCUAAAGUCAGCCGUUGCCGUAUCACGGGAAACCCCGUCUCUUGUCGCCGACCUCACGAGCGGCGGCGGCGGUGGACGGUGGAUGGACGUGGACGUCACUCGCCUAUUGCGGCCGCGGAAACAUCACCACGGUGGUGAUGCGACAUCCACGUCCUUGGAACUGUCGUUGCGGUAUUCAGCAACGGCUGCCGGAUCGAUCCAUUUUGGAAACGAAACGGACACCGAUGACGGUCGACAUCCUGUUUUGCAUGCUUUCAUGGACGGAGCGGUUGAUGGCAGCGCGCGUUCGGCAACCGUCCGAUGCUCCGGCGAAACGAAUCGGAAAAAACGAGACGGCGGCGGUAGUCGCGGUCGAGGUAAAAAACGUCGUCGGCCGGCCUCGUCUGGCCGUGUCCGUCGGACCGACUGCAAGGUCGAAACGUCGGUGGCUGCGGGCAACGACAACGGGACCGAGCGUGGCGGCGGCGGCGGCGGCGGGAACAAAUGUUGCCGGGAACAGAUGCGUGUCGUUUUCGCCGACAUUCCGGGAUUCGAUUUUAUCGUCGAACCCAAGUGGUUCGAUGCGGGCCUUUGCCGGGGACGGUGCCCGGCAAAGUACAAUCCUGCCACCCGGCACGCAUUCAUCCAGAGCCUGUUGUGGAAACAACACAACAACCGCCGUGGGGGGGUCACCGGUGGGGAGAGGCGUUCUCGGAGAAAGGUCCGCCACGGCGGUGGUAGCGUGGUGGCAGCCACGACAAAGGCCCCUCAACCACCACCCAAACCGUGUUGCGCUCCCAGAAAACUCGACCGGUUGCAGAUCAUUCACGUUGACGAGUCAGACCCGAGCUCACUGAAGGUGACCACGUGGAAAGAAAUGGCCGUCGUAGAAUGUGCUUGUUCGUGAUCGAUGUCUUUCGGGUUAAGUUUGACGACAGUGCACGAUGAAAGUGUCCCAUCCGACACCAACCCCUUCGCCGAUUACAGUAUUAUUUCAUUGUUGUUAUAAUCGAGCAUGGGUAAACAUUAAUCAUCGUAUGCGAUGUAUGAAGUCCCGCUCGGAAUGGUUUUUUCUCCUCCCUUAUCAUCGCUUAAUUUUAUUGUUUUUCGCGUUUUCUAUAAUAUACCUAUACUAUGUUUGGUCAUUCAAAUAUUUAAUAAUGAUGUACAAAUUUCAAAAUGAUUUUUGAUCCCGCCAUUUCAAAGAUAAUAAUAUUUUGGAUGACGAUUUCGUAGACGGCAAAUCAAAAAUCAUGAACUACUUGGUGCGUUUCAUAUAGAGUAUUUUUAUUUAUUUAUUUAUUUAUUUAUUUAUUUAUAAUAAACACAAAUAGUCAAUAUAGUUUUUCGGUAUCACACAAGUGUUGAAAAAUUCCGUAACGUCUAUAAGGGGUGGCCAUGUAUAAAUAAUGACUAGAAGACGAACCCGAAUGUUUAACAUUUAUUAUAGCCCUAUAAUAGGUAAUAAGGAAAGAUUUGUUGAUCUCGGCGCCGCGGCCGCAUAGUGUUUAAGCAAUUUAACAAAUAUUACGUAUUAUGUAUGCGAUUUAUGCGCGUUCGAUGACGAAUCGCCAAGAUGUACGGGCCAAAAAUAUAUUAUACUAUUAUUAUUUAUUGUAUAAUAUGCUCAAAAUGAUCUAACGAAUUUUAUAUUGUUUACGAGUUUAGUAUAUUAUAUUAUAUU
This is a messenger RNA of Acyrthosiphon pisum (pea aphid), 1863 nucleotides long. RefSeq names its product TGF-beta domain-containing family member maverick. The record is from RefSeq and is a predicted model, not a curated record. The transcript has a single exon. NCBI's taxonomy places the organism in Eukaryota, Metazoa, Arthropoda, Insecta, Hemiptera, Aphididae. Gene Ontology annotation, cellular component: extracellular region. Gene Ontology annotation, molecular function: growth factor activity; cytokine activity. The coding region runs from base 28 to 1086 and encodes 352 amino acids.